Molecule: messenger RNA, 1626 nt
Organism: Aspergillus nidulans FGSC A4
Lineage: Eukaryota; Fungi; Ascomycota; Eurotiomycetes; Eurotiales; Aspergillaceae
Gene: flbB
Product: protein flbB
Exons: 5
Coding region: 124-1404 (426 amino acids)
Source: RefSeq, a predicted model, not a curated record
GAAGAAUCUUCAUUUGCGUCUUACCCCGGGUUUUUCUGACGUCGACCCUUUCCUCGCUUCACGCCCCCCACCGGUCGCAUUUCAACCUCCUCGCAUUUCUCCGCUAUUCACAGCUCGACCACCAUGACUUCGAUCAGUAGUAGGCCAAUACCCUUGGAUCUGAACGCGAUGGACUCCUUGAAUAGACAAAGCUUAGCGCAGAGUGCUUCACCUGCAGGCCAAGAUACGCCCGGUAUGAGGGGUUCAAUCAGCACGGACUUCUUCAAGUUCUUUGGCGCUGGAGGACAGGCUAAGAAGACUACUCGAGACGGGCAACCUGCCAAACGAAGAGGACCAAAACCCGAUAGCAAACCAGCUCUUACGCGGCGACAAGAGUUGAACCGUCAGGCGCAGAGGACACAUCGUGAGCGGAAGGAGCAAUACAUCAGAGCGUUGGAGAGCGAAGUUGCGCGGUUGCGGGAAGCGUACACUCAGGAGAUAUCUGCUGCGAACCUUGCUGUUCACCAACAUCGUGAAAUGGCCAACUCCAUAUCGGAGGAAAACAACAUGUUGAAAGAGAUCCUAGUGGCCCACAAUAUCAAUUACGAUGCUGAAUUGGAACGCCGCAGAGCCGAGCGACAGAUGGGAUCGGGAUUCCACUCCAGUCCCGUUGGAGCUGGGAGCGUUGGAUCGCAGACGGGCAUCGCUUCGCUUACGGCGCAUACUUACAGCACGCCGCCAACGACGGUGUCAUCAGGAAUGAGCCCGAAAUUUAAUGGAGUGGAAAAGUUCGACUUCUCGUCAGUUCCGGACGUCGGGCCGAACAAUCAGGGUAUUGCUACAGUACCGUGUGAUGCACUUGCCGCCAUAGACCGUCGCCCGCCGAUUCAAGGAGCGGGGAUAUUUGAAGACAAUCCCCAGCUUCAGAUUGACUUCAUUCUAGCGCUGGAAUCACCCUGUCGAGAUCAUACCGACUACCUCUGCCGACGAUCCAUCACUGAAGCCGAUGAUGAGGACAUGCCAUUUUCAGGGCACGCGCUGAUGGCCACCUGCCCACCGCCAAGCUACAUCGCCAAUACUACGAGCGAGCAAACAUAUCCGCACAAGACCUACGACCUGCCGCAUGCUAACCUCACAACGCUACUCAAUCUUAGCCGACAACUAGUCACUGAGGGACAGGUUACCCCGAUAAUGGCACUCCAGGCUCUAAAGAACCAUGAGAUGUAUACGAAGUUGACGCGGGACGACGUUAAACUGAUCAUGGACACGCUUGAGAACAAGGUGCGCUGCUACGGAUUCGGGGCGGUCCUAGAGGACUUUGAACUCAUGGACUGCUUUAGCAGCGUCCUGGGGUCAAAAGUGGAGGGUUCCGGCCCCGUCGGCGUUGCGUUUUCCCGGCAUGCUGAUGAGACGAUGUAUUCAUGACCUGACAGCUCGCUUUUUUUCUGAGCUUUCUAAUGCCCUUAUUUCCCAUUUACUUUACUGCCGAUUCCUAACCAUCCGCAGAAACUGUAUAUAUAUCAUUCUCUUCCUCUUCGAGCGUUGUUCCCUUUCUACCCUCACCCUUCGGUCGCUAUAUAUAGUUUCAUUUCUUUCUUUGGGUUAAGCGCUAUACCAGGUCUUCAUAGCAAGGGCGGUUCAUUCCUA